AUGACCUCUUUGGGGUCUUCAGUAAUUUGGCUCUUCAGGAUCUUAGUUUUCCUCAUAGGACUUGGCAUUGUUGUACUUAUGUUCAGAAGUGCGGAGUUCAGUAGCCCCACGCCAGAGCUCCCUCAUUCUGCUCUGGCUAACCAGAUGCCGAAGCUUCUACCUGAGGAACGUCUCAGGAACCUCUUUACCUAUGAUGGAAUCCGGCUGUUCCCGAAAAACCAGUGCAAAUGCGAAGCUACCACACAGCAGGAAAGCUAUAACUUUCAGGAUGCUUAUGGCCAGAGUGAGCUCCCUGCGGUGAAAGCAAGGAGACAGGCUGAAUUUGAACACUUUCAGAGGAGAGAAGGGUUGCCCCGUCCACCUCCGCUGCUGGCUCAGCCCAACCUCCCUUUUGGGUACCCGGUCCAUGGGGUAGAGGUGAUGCCCCUGCACACAGUUCCCAUCCCAGGUCUCCAGUUUGAAGGACCAGAGGCCCCCAUCUAUGAGGUCACCCUGACAGCUUCUCUGGGGACACUGAAUACUCUCGCUGACAUCCCAGACAGUGUGGUGCAGGGCAGAGGCCAGAAGCAGCUGACCAUUUCGACCAGUGACCGGAAGCUUUUGAAUUUCAUCCUCCAGCACCUGAUAUACACCAGCACGGUGUACCUGCACCACAGGGUGGAUGUCGUGAGUCUGGAGUCCAAGUCCUCGGUGGUCAAGUUUCCAGUGACCAUCCGCUAUCCUGUCAUCCCCAAGUUAUAUGACCCUGGACCAGAGAGGAAGCUCAGAGACCUGGUGACCAUUGCCACCAAAACCUUCCUCCGUCCCCACAAGCUCAUGACCAUGCUACGGAGCAUUCGUGAGUACUACCCAGACUUGAUAGUGAUCGUGGCCGAUGACAGCAAGGAGCCCCUGAAGAUUAAUGACAACCAUGUGGAGUACUACACCAUGCCCUUUGGGAAGGGUUGGUUUGCUGGUAGGAACCUGGCCAUCUCUCAGGUCACCACCAAAUACGUUCUCUGGGUGGACGAUGAUUUCCUCUUCAACAACAACACCAAGAUAGAGGUGCUGGUGGAUGUCCUCGAGAAAACAGAGCUGGACGUGGUAGGUGGCAGUGUACUUGGGAAUGUGUUCCAAUUAAAGCUGUUGCUGGAGAAGAGUCAGAAUGGGGACUGUCUUCACCGGAGACCAGGCUCUUUUAGACCCCUGGAUGGCUUUCCCCGCUGCGUGGUGACCAGUGGUGUUGUCAACUUCUUCCUGGCCCACACGGAGCGACUCCAGAGAGUUGGCUUCGACCCCCGCCUGCAGCGGGUGGCUCACUCAGAGUUCUUUAUCGAUGGGCUCGGGAGCUUGCUCGUGGGGUCAUGUCCAGAAGUGAUAAUAGGUCACCAGGCCCGUUCUCCGGUGGCCGACCCGGAGCUGGCCACCCUGGAGAAGACCUACAGAGCAUUCCGGACCAACACCAGGAAGCAGGUCCAGUUCAAGCUGGCUCUCCACUACUUCAAGAAUCAUCUCCAGUGCUCUACAUGA
Molecule: messenger RNA, 1509 nt
Organism: Neomonachus schauinslandi (Hawaiian monk seal)
Lineage: Eukaryota; Metazoa; Chordata; Mammalia; Carnivora; Phocidae
Gene: B4GALNT2
Product: beta-1,4-N-acetyl-galactosaminyltransferase 2
Exons: 11
Coding region: 1-1509 (502 amino acids)
Biological process (GO): UDP-N-acetylgalactosamine metabolic process; UDP-N-acetylglucosamine metabolic process
Cellular component (GO): Golgi membrane
Molecular function (GO): hexosyltransferase activity
Source: RefSeq, a predicted model, not a curated record